UCAAGCUUGAUGCCACCACAAUGGAUGCAGAAGUGCGCCCAACGCGCGUCACUCAGCCUCGCCGGAGGCACCUGUAUCAGAAGCACUCUGAGAUUCCAUCCCCCAUCUCAUCACAUCCACACUAGCCAUGGAGCAACCAGGAUACGACCAGCUCUGCACACCCACCUGAGGCAGACACUCCGUCGGAGUACGCGCCAACAAUCAUGCAGUCUCUUCACCGACGCCAUUCCUCCUAUCUUAGUGCCUCCUCUCAUCUUCACCGGGCUACUUCUCUCCCUCUGGGCCUGGAAAUGCUUCUGGAUUGUCGUGAUGCAAGAAAAGCUCCUCUACCUCACCUGGCUGCCGCCGUUUGCCCGCUCCGAAAAGAUAGCGGACUAUCAGGCGGAAUGCAAACCAGUGGUCUGGGAAGGGCAUCAAAUUCGAAGUCGCGACGGCACUAAGUUAUCCAUCUGCGAAGGACACAUUCCUACCAAGAACCGUAACCUACCCGUCAGGAGCAGCAAUGAACAGCCAGAAACCCAAGCUAGAAGAAAGCUAGUAGUAAUCUGCUACUUCCAAGGCAACGGCGGCUCAACCCCCAUGCGCUUACCACUUCUCUCCCAAAUCCUGCGGGCCAUCCACGCAGCACCCCAAUCAUCCCCUACAGACACAUCCUACAUUAUAGCCGCUCUAUCCUACCGCGGCUUCUGGACCUCAUCCGGCCGCCCCACCCAACACGGCAUCGAACUCGACACUCAAGCCUUUCUCGACUGGGUUGCCGAGACCUACAGCACUCCGGACACCAAUCUCCAGAUCAUCCUCUGGGGCCAUAGUCUCGGCUCCUCCAUUGCAACCACCGGUCUCGCUACAUAUCUAGCUCGUCCUCGUGAUAAUGUGUCAGUGGCAUCCAUUUCCGGUGUGAUCCUCGAGGCACCCGCGUCAAGCGUCAAGGAUAUGUUAAUCAGUUUGUAUCCGCAAAAGUGGCUCCCGUAUCGGUAUCUCUGGCCAUUUUUGCGCAGUCAUUGGGAUAGUUCCCUUGCUGUGGAGCGGAUGGCGCAAUGGAGGGAUGGGAGGGUGGCUUCUGGCCAUGAGGAUGAGGUGGGGAUGGGUUCGGAGAGGCUGUCUCUUCCCCCGGUGCUUAUUUUGUCGGCGGAGAAGGAUGAGGUGGUUCCGGCACAUGCAGCGGAUGAGUUGGAACGGGUUGGUAGACGUUUAGGGUUGGUUGUGACACGGAAGCAUGUCGCUGGGGCUUUGCAUACGGAAGCACCGGUUAAGGCGGAUGGGAGGAAGGCGAUGGUGGAUUUUUUGUUUCAGUGUACAUGUUCUGCACCUGCAUCCGACAAAGAGCGUCCACAAGGUUAAUGUCCGAAUAGUUUGUCGUUACCUAUUUUAUCGGAUCCGGGCAAUACCAUCCAGACCGGUUAAAU
Messenger RNA from Aspergillus ibericus CBS 121593, 1406 nucleotides. RefSeq names its product alpha/beta hydrolase. Lineage: Eukaryota; Fungi; Ascomycota; Eurotiomycetes; Eurotiales; Aspergillaceae. Bases 10 to 1341 code for a protein of 443 amino acids. The transcript has a single exon. Gene Ontology annotation, cellular component: membrane. Gene Ontology annotation, molecular function: palmitoyl-(protein) hydrolase activity. The record is from RefSeq and is a predicted model, not a curated record.